AUGGGGCGGCUGUGGGGGCUGCUGGUGCUGCUGUGCGGGGCGGCGGCGGCCCCGACUGCCCCCGCGGUGGCGCCGCUGUUGUGUAACGUGAGCCUGGACAGCCCCCCCGAAGAGCGCUGGCUGCCGGUGCUGCGGCGCUUCGAUGCCGCCUUCCUGCGCGCCGCUGUCACACGGGUCAUCGAUGAAAGUGUACCAAAAUGGGUCCACGAGGUCAUUCGGCCCAUAGCAGCAGAGCUGGAGCUCUUUAUACCACAGCCCUUCGCAGGGGAAAUCCUGGGAAUCUGCAGAGCCCUGGGAAUAAGUCUUGGAGAUGGAGUCCUGCUCAACUUCGCCUAUGAGUCGACUGCGUUCUGUACCAGCAUUGUUGCUCAGGAUGCCAAAGGAAACAUUUACCACGGUCGGAACCUGGAUUAUGACUUUGUGGAUAUCUUGAGCAAGAUUACAAUUGAUGUGAGGUUCCUCAAAAAUGGGCAGGUAGCAUACCAAGGCACCACCUUUCUUGGUUAUGUAGGCUUAUGGACUGGCCAAAGUCCACAGAAGUUCACAAUCUCUGGUGAUGAACGAGCUGCUGGUAGAUGGUGGGAGAAUGCAGUAGCUGCUUUCCUGAACCGAAAUUACCCUGUCAGCUGGCUUGUCAGAGAUACCCUGAGCAGAGCAGAGGACUUUCAGUCAGCUGUUCUCAGACUAGCUGGCAUUCCCAUCAUUGCUGAAGUUUACUAUAUUGUAGGAGGUGUGUCACCCAAAGAAGGCAUGGUCAUCACCAGGAACAGAAGAGGACCAGCAGAUCUCUGGCCCCUUGAUCCUUUAGGUGGAGCAUGGUUUCGUGUGGAGACAAACUACGACCAUUGGACCACUCCUCCUCCUUUUGACGAUCGAAGAACUCCAGCCAUCAAAGCUCUCAAUGCCACUGGGCAGCAGAACAUCAAUUUUGAAACACUGUUUAAGGUGCUGUCAGUGAAGCCAGUCUUAAACAAUAACACAGUGUACACCACAGUCAUGAGUGCUGCACACCCAGACCAGUACCAGACGUGGAUCAGGACUCAGAAGUGAGGCUACAAAAGGAGGGAAAAGCUGAAGCUUCCCAACACUGGCACAUGUUUUUUAAGUCACUCUCACAAGGAGCAGUUGGUUUGGCUUAUUAAUUAUGUGAACUGUUGAGGAAAUAAUGGCUUGCUGAUUCUUUGGAAUGUUGCAGACGAUGCUGUUAAUUAACUGCAGUGGAAGCUGGAUUGAUUUCAUUGUAAUGAAAUUGCUGGUUUAGCAGAUGCUGAUGGCUAAA
Molecule: messenger RNA, 1279 nt
Organism: Indicator indicator
Lineage: Eukaryota; Metazoa; Chordata; Aves; Piciformes; Indicatoridae
Gene: NAAA
Product: N-acylethanolamine acid amidase
Exons: 11
Coding region: 1-1050 (349 amino acids)
Biological process (GO): fatty acid metabolic process
Cellular component (GO): lysosome
Molecular function (GO): fatty acid amide hydrolase activity
Source: RefSeq, a predicted model, not a curated record